This is a messenger RNA of Gavia stellata (red-throated loon), 4876 nucleotides long. It is a transcript of the gene MPPE1, whose product is annotated as metallophosphoesterase 1. Gene Ontology annotation, molecular function: phosphoric diester hydrolase activity. The coding region runs from base 253 to 1449 and encodes 398 amino acids. Lineage: Eukaryota; Metazoa; Chordata; Aves; Gaviiformes; Gaviidae. Gene Ontology annotation, biological process: endoplasmic reticulum to Golgi vesicle-mediated transport; GPI anchor biosynthetic process. The transcript is spliced from 11 exons. Gene Ontology annotation, cellular component: endoplasmic reticulum-Golgi intermediate compartment. The record is from RefSeq and is a predicted model, not a curated record.
CAGUGGGGAAGGCGGGCUGCAGCGCGGCGCCUGGCUGCUGGGCGCUGGCUUUAGACUACUUCAGAUGUAUAAUGAUCUAAAGAAACGUUACGUUAAAGAGAUCAAAACAAACCAGGACCAAAGUGAAGCAAUUAAAAAUCUCACUGGAUUUUGUACUGACAUGAAGCCCAAUGUGGUCCUUUGACUAGCCCCUACCACUUUCACCUGAGAGAGAACUGAGCCACUGGGAAAGUGACUUACACUGGUACUGCAAUGCUGAGUUCUAGCUUGACCACUGUGAAGAGCCUUCCUUUGAAGAAGAGGCUCUGUUUCCUGCUGAAACUUGUGUGCUUUGUCAGCUCAGUGUUAAUAUUUUGUGAAUUUUUCAUUUAUUAUGUGGUAAUUUAUCAAUGUCGAUGGCCAGAAGUGAAAGGUGGAGCUCACAUGGGUAAAAAAGAGACUUCAACUUCAGUCCUAAAGGCCAUAAUUUUAGCUGAUACUCAUCUACUUGGUGAAAUCAAAGGGCAUUGGCUGGAUAAGCUAAGAAGGGAAUGGCAAAUGGAGAGAUCUUUCCAAACUGCCUUAUGGUUACUGCAGCCAGAUAUUGUUUUUAUUCUGGGAGAUGUCUUUGAUGAAGGAAAAUGGAGCUCACCUCAGGCAUGGGCAGAUGAUGUCAGGAGAUUUCGGAAAAUGUUUAAGUAUCCAGUUUCUACCGAACUAGUGGUUAUUGUUGGGAAUCAUGACAUUGGAUUUCAUUAUGAAAUGACUACUUACAAGGUAAAUCGUUUUGAAAAGGUUUUCAACUUUACUUCAGGAAAGCUAAUGACUCGAAAAGGAAUAAACUUUGUCAUAGUGAACAGCGUAGCCAUGGAGGGUGAUGGCUGUUCCGUCUGCCGUACCUCAGAGGCAAAGCUUGUGUCGCUUUCUCACAAACUGAAUUGCUCCCAGCAGAAAGCGAAUCAUUCCAGCAAGAGGUGCAGUGAUGUGGAAAAGCUUCCAGCUUCAGAACCCAUCCUUUUACAGCAUUACCCUCUCUAUCGGAAAAGUGAUGCUGAAUGCAGUGGAGAAGAUUCUGCUCCUCCAGAGGAGAAGAACAUCCCAUUUAAAGAAAAGUAUGAUGUGCUGUCUCAAGAAGCAUCACAAAAGCUGAUAUGGUGGUUUCAUCCCCGUUUGAUUCUCAGUGGACAUACACAUAGUGCUUGUGAAGUGCUGCACGCGGGGAAAAUUCCAGAAAUCAGCGUCCCAUCAUUCAGUUGGAGGAAUAGAAACAACCCUAGUUUCAUCAUGGGCAGCAUAACACCAACUGACUUCUCCCUCCAAAAAUGCUUCCUUCCGUAUGAGAGCAGAGUCUUUACUAUAUACUGUGCAGCAGGUGCUCUGCUUGUAAUCCUGAUACUAGCUCAUUUUCAGCUUCUCACUCCACCAUUUUAUUUUGCUCAGCGUUUAAUCAGUAAGCAUAAAGCAGUAUGAAGAGCCAGACAUCUGCAUUCAGUCACUGAAAUACCAAAGCUGAGAACAGUCAAACAUCAGACUAUAUUCAUGCCAGCAAAUGACCUAAUUUGAUUGCUAGUCUGAAGGCAGGUUGCAUUUACACAUACCAUAGAAGUCCUAUACAGCUGAUAUGACUACUACAGGAUAAAUAAUUAACUGAAAUGAACGUUUCAUGCUGUACAAAAAUACUGUAUUCUACAAUCAAAUGAGUCCUUUUCCUGCUAUAAUUUUUGUAUCAAAUAUGUAUAUUAAAAGUGUAACUGUACAUUAUGUAAAUCCUAUAGCCUCAUCACUUAUCUGCACUAGUGUCUUACCCUGGUAGAGGCUGAGUCCUGCAAACUGGAAACGUUUCUCUGUUUUAUUGCUGCAUGGCCCUUCUAAUGUCAUACUUCUGUUUGUUAGGGUCAGGCAGAAAGUAGAUACAUCGGCACUGAGAAAUGUGGAUUUCCGUAACUUUUUUAGGAUGCCACAUGUAAGGGACUGUGGUUUGGGACAAGAAAUCUUCCAGUACCUGACACAUUAAAUUGUUAGCUGACUACAAUUUGCAGUUACCGUCUACCAGAUAACGGGAAGAAGCUCGUGGAUCCAGUUUGCUGAUACACACUUGAAACCUGCUUAAAAAAAAAAUAGGGUGACACCUCAAGCUGUUAUUUUUAAAAAGAUGUGCUAUGAUGAGCUUAAAAAAAGAGGGCCCUAUUGCAUCCCAGAGAUCUGUGUGGUGAGGGGCCCUCCAGUUGCCGAUCUUCUGCAAGAAGGAAGGUCAAAUACAGCUGCAGUAACAUUAUCCUGUGCCUUGGCCCUCAGUCUACGAACAGAUAGGGAUAGGAAUGCGCGUUAUUUUAGAUUUCUGCAGGGCCAGCGAGUUCUGUUAACUUAUUGUAGAGUCACAUUUUGAACUGCACUAGCUCCUCCAUGGGGAGGCGGGGGCCACCAGAUGGGCUGCAGCGCACCGCAGGGUGGGGCCACAGGCCUCUGCCUGGAGGUCAGCAUGGAGAAUGUAAAAUCUGAGCUCAGCGUCUUCACAUACUGUGUAUGAGGGAAGAGGUGACAAACCUAGUGCUUCUCGCCACCCGCCCCAGAAAAAACAGAAGGGAGUAUUUUAUGCCAGGACCAGUUUUCCUGCUGGCAUUCCUGCAGAGGCUGGGAGCUCUAGCCUGAACUCCUGGGCUGGGGGUUGAUUUUAAAGAAAAGACUAUCUUUUGUUAUUUGCGCUAUUACUUUCUUUGGCAUGGGAAGUGAGAGAAUCUUUGCAUUUGGGAAUUUUCUUUAUUAUUAGCUUAUUCCACCUAGCCUUUCACUUUCUGGGAAGUAUCUGAUGACCAAAUUGAACAUACAGAUAUCAAAGCAUACACAUUUCUGGGAAGAGGAAAUGGUCAUAUUAUAGUAUCUAAAAGGGGGGAGUUUAUCAUCAAAUAGAAACAAGUUCUCUAUUUGUCUGUAGUCUGAAUUUUAAAGGAUGAUUGAUGGGGGUUUAUAACUAGUAACAAUGCUUAUAGUAAAAAGUUAAUCAAACCUGCUGAUUUAUAUGCCAAUGUGGGGAAUGUGUUAGCUCUUAAUCUCUCCCUAAAUUUAAAAUGAAGUGGGGGGAAUAGUCCAAAGUGUGGUAAAACACUCUAUGAAGUAAUGUAGUCUAACACUUCUCUAGGUUUCUGUUAUUGCAACUGUAAUUUUAGACAUUUGUACAGGUUAUCUUGGACACAGGAAAAGUAUAUAGUCACAGACAUAAAACACCUAUGUAUAAAAUAUAAAGCAGUGUUAUAGUUACUAAAAAGGACAUGCCUUAUUGCUACAGCAAUUCUUGCUUUUUAUAUAUUGUACUGUACCACAACUUGUUUUGAGAAUGUCAUUUGCAUAAAUUAUUCAAGUUUGAGAAAUAUUCACACAUUUUGAUUCUACAAUAUUUAAAAUAAAACAAUUUUCUAAUGUGUCUCUUUAUUAAAAGAGAAAUAAAAAUGUCAUCUUGUAAUUCUCUUAGGCCAGACAUGAGGGUUUAUACACCUUUUUUUGUUUUUUCUUUCUCGCUAUUUACUUGCACAAUGAAAGCCGCUGUUGGUACAAAGAUUGAAGAGCUCUAUAUAAUGGUGCUUCACACGUUCACAAUCGGUCUGUGCAAUUGUGAAGUUCUAUGAAUGACCAAAGAAUUACGAAACGUAUUUCUAAAUAUAAAGGAAAAAAAAAAAAAUCCUUGGUUCCCAUUAAAACAACACCAGGUUGCAAUUUGGACACUUGAAUGAAUUCCAAUGUUUUAAAGCUGAGACUUCAAAAGAGAAAGGCAUGUUUGCUGCAACAUCCGGUGACUGUAAUACCUUACUUGGAAAGGUAAGUGGUUAAUUUGCAUAAUUUAUAAUUUUUAUACUAAAGAGCAUUUUUAUAUAAACCAGAAAAAAACCCCUAAACUCUACAGAUAAAGUUCUUACCUCCAGUCACUGCUGCAGGUAAGGUUGACAUCAAGCUGUACAGCGCAAUCAAAAACAUACUUACAUCUUAGCUCAUUUUACAGGUACAGCCAUAAUCAAGGCACAAAGAUCUUCUACAAGUAUUUUUCUUCAAUAAAGUUGUACAAAAUAAUAUUACAUUUUACAGUCUGUACAAUAUAAUAAACCAGCAGUAAAACAAAAAAAUAUAUAUAGGGAGAGGACUGUUGUCCAAGAAUGAUCUGGACUAAAAGGAUCAUUUGUGGACAGCACAACUAACGUGAGGGUGGUAAAUUUUCUGCCUAGAUGCAACAGGCUGAAAAGUAGCGGUAAUUCAAAUGCCUGAGGUGUGCAGAGACACUUAGCUCCAAAACCCCAGAGAAAUUGCUUUGUCUUCACUAUGCCUCUCAUUAUCUACUCUACUUCCUGUGCCAGGAACGGCUUAAAAGAGGAGGUCACUUUAUCAGUUGACCUGCAACUCAGAAAUGCUAAAAACUGUGACAGAGUAAUAAAUAUUGUGGUGCUGCUACAUUGUGUGUCUACUUCCUCAACAGUAUUUAAUAACCUGAUACAAAGUGCAUUAAUCUUUUUUUCACCCAUCAAGUACUCUUCAAUGUCGUGUUAAAAAGGAAACCCACACAGAGGAAUAGGUAUGACUUUAGUGUCAUCCAGCUGACAUACCAGUUUGAACUGACGUUAACCUGCUGGAAAAAAUUUAGCAGGCCACGUUCAGUUAAAAAAACAAAACCUAAGGGAACAGAGGUAGCCGAAGGGCUUAGUGGAAUGACGAAGAAGUGGCAUGUCAAAAUAAAGCACAAAAAUAGUCCCAAAAAGCAUGAAGAAAAACCAACCCAAACUUGCUUCAAAUCAGCUUUAAGGUUAAAUAAUUAAAGUAAACAAAGUGAAGAGACUGACAUUUCUAUAGUAUAUUCUUCCACCCUGUGUGGGGUAGUAUCAAGAGAAAGAGUAAGGAGCAAAGAAUUUAAAACCAC